Molecule: messenger RNA, 918 nt
Organism: Aureobasidium namibiae CBS 147.97
Lineage: Eukaryota; Fungi; Ascomycota; Dothideomycetes; Dothideales; Saccotheciaceae
Exons: 1
Source: RefSeq, a predicted model, not a curated record
GUGAGAUUGUCUGUUGUCCAGCUCUCGGAGGACUGCUGGAGGAUCGGAAACAUGCAGAUUCUCAGGCAUGUUGUCCAUGAUGCAUUGGCCGAAGACUGUUCGGCCAGCUGGCAGGAUGAUCGCGGUAGACAGUUUGUUCUCCAGCAGGUGCAAGAGGACGAAACCCAACAACCGCAUACAUCCGUGUAUCUCGAACCUUUUCACUCUCUGGAUGAUUCUGCUGCAGUCUGGAGUGUUGCUGGGACCUUCUGCAAGGUGAAAAAAGGAUUCUUGUGCGAAGACAAGGCCAUGUGUCUCGUCAAAAAUCGUUUCCCACAUGUUCCAGUACCAGAUGUCAUCUUCUCCUGGACUGAAGGCAACACCUACUUUCUCAUGACCACGUCAGCCGUUGGUGACCCUCUCCAAACGAGCUGGGCCCUUCUCACAUCUAAGCAACGUGUUGCCAUUGCUAAAGAAGUCGCGGACUACUGCCAGGACCUCUUUAGUGCUACCUCACCAAACCUUUGCAACGUCUCCGGUACUGGCCUUUCAGAUGCUUUCCUUCAGCUUCAGAUCCCACCCGAGCAGCGGACACCACAACUCGAGCCUUUGUCGUUGCAACAGGCAACGCAUUAUUUCUCGCCUCUGGAGUUCGAGGGCCCUUUCUUGUUCAUGCAUGGAGACCUUGCACCAACAAACAUUAUUAUACAGGAUGGAAAAGUCACAGGAAUUAUAGAUUGGGAACUUGCUGGAUACUAUCCUGCUUUCUGGAUCAGAUUCAAGGCGCGUACUCAUGGGAUGAUGCUGAGUUCGGACAAGGAAAUGGAUGAGUGGGAGUGGACAAAGCUCUUGGACGGGGAGCUUGCUGAGAAAGAUAUUACUCUAGAUCAAGAAAAAUUAGAUCGCUGGAUGCAAGGGAAGACCAAGGCUACUGGGUAG